This is a messenger RNA of Cydia amplana, 1306 nucleotides long. RefSeq names its product odorant receptor 85c-like. The transcript has 10 exons. Gene Ontology annotation, molecular function: olfactory receptor activity; odorant binding. Gene Ontology annotation, biological process: detection of chemical stimulus involved in sensory perception of smell; sensory perception of smell. Gene Ontology annotation, cellular component: plasma membrane. The record is from RefSeq and is a predicted model, not a curated record. Lineage: Eukaryota; Metazoa; Arthropoda; Insecta; Lepidoptera; Tortricidae. The coding region runs from base 122 to 1306 and encodes 394 amino acids.
UUGAAAGCAAAAAGAUUAUGCAAAAGCUACGGAACUCUUCGUCCGCCGUUUAUACCGACGACUGACUUACAGCGGUAUAUAAAGCCAACUCCGCCAAGUUGAGCCACAUUUAACCGCAAACAUGUCUGAAUUUAUGAAUUUCGAACCAAUGUUUCAAGAAACGUAUAAGUUCAUAUUAGAUCGUAUAAAGUCGAAUCAGAUUUAUAUAAUGGAUGAAGGGUCGUGGCGGGGGCGUUUGUGUUGGAUUAAGUUGGUAGUGAAUAUCCUGGCGGCAAUCAGCCACACGGCUGGCGUGCUCGAGAGGAUCAGCCAGGGAGCUGACUUAGUACAGUUGUCCACUGAUUUGUCAGCUGCGCUUAUCCUUUGGCAAGUGUCCCUCUUGUACAUACAGCUCUGUCUAAACCGAAAGUUGCUUAAGAACUUCAUUCUACACAUGGGAUCGAAUUGGCGGACCGACGUUCAGCUGCGCCCGGACAUGAUCGCAGUCAAACAUGAGUACGUUACCACAUUCCUCAGGUGGAUUACGGUAUUCUACAAAGCACUAAAUAUCUACUUGUUUCUGUACCUAUUGCCGCGUUUAGCGUAUAUAGCAGUGAAACAUCUCAUCUUAAAAGAUAGUGUGACUUUCGUGACGCCAUUCUAUGUGAAGAUGCCGUUUAAAUACGAUGACAAGUUUUUACUGUACAGCCUCGUGUAUUUGGCCGAUUCAAAAAUCUUACAGGAUGUAGGCUACCUAGUUUGUUUCGACCUGCUAUUUAUGAACGCCGCUAUGCACCACCUCCGCCUGAUGUUCGUGAUGCUGCAAGACGACCUCAGGCACGUGCAUGAAGGAAGCGUGAAACAGGCCGAGAACACGCUGAAAAAACUCAUCCCGCAUCACCAAGAUUUACUGAAGUUGAUGUUUGAGCUCAGCAACGCGUUUGGUGCCAUCUUCAUAAUUCACUUGGCUUUCUUUUCUGGAACAAUGUGCUUCUUUGGUUUUGCUGCUCGAGUACAUUGCAGCCCCGAAAGUAUCAAAAACUUGUUCGCAGCAAAUAUAAUUUUAGUUUGCAUUUACACAUGCUGUUACUAUGGACAAAAUCUUACUGAUGCGAGUGUCGACGUCGCUCAAGCGGCCUAUGAAAGUCAAUGGCAACUGAAGUCACAAGAAUAUAAAAAAUGCAUUCUUAUUAUCAUGUUGAGGUCGCAGAAGGCUCAGUACAUCAAAUCCACGAGUUUCACCGACGUAUCGUUGCAAACUUUCACCAAGAUACUGAACGUGACUUGGUCGUUCCUGUCGCUCAUCACUAAAGUGUAUGAAGCAUAG